Messenger RNA from Cuscuta europaea, 1933 nucleotides. The record is from the annotation of a GenBank genome assembly. Lineage: Eukaryota; Viridiplantae; Streptophyta; Magnoliopsida; Solanales; Convolvulaceae.
UAAUUUGGCAUGACGAGCAUUCAUAUGUAGGUGUGCAUAUAUGUAUGUUUAUCCAACCUGAUUGAGUUUCCUAAUGUUUGGAAGCUCAUCUUAUGAGCUUUUCGAACACACACAUAUAUACACAUUAGUAUUCAUCUUUAAUUAAUUUGUUCUUCGAUCUUAGUCGUAAGCAAGUGUAUUAUAUAAUAAUACUACGUGUAUAUAUAGCACGCCUAGCUAGCCUUUCCGGCCUGCUCGGACGAUCAAUUAUAUUAUAUUAUAUUAUAUUAUAUUAUAUUCAAUCAGAGGAGACAGUGGUAGUGCACAUAUAUAGUAUGGGCGGGGCGGCGGCGUUGUUAAUGUUGACAAGGAGGCGACACAUUUGGGCUGAUUGCGCAUUGUUGUUAUUGCUGCUAGCAGCGUGUGGUGCUCCCACUUUGCGGGCGGAUAUCGCUAAAUAUGAUGACUACUUGAAGAAGAAAGCCAAGGAAGCCUUCCAUUCGUCCCUCCAGGCUUACUAUGCCGACCCCGAACAAGUCACCGAUCAUUUCAAUGCCGAAGUUGGAGAUACGAUAAAAAACUUGACCGUGAAGAUGAGAAGGAAGCUUAAGGAAGGUGGCGGCGCGUGCCAGGCAAUGAAUCCUAUUGACAGGUGUUGGAGGUGUGAUCCGAAUUGGGGCAUGAACAGGAAGAGGUUAGCUGAUUGUGCGAGGGGGUUUGGGCACGGGACGGUAGGCGGAAAAGACGGUGAGAUUUACAUCGUCACGGAUGCCUCAGAUGAUGACGUGGAAGAACCGAAGCCGGGGACGCUCCGACACGCUGUGAUUCAGGAAGAGCCAUUGUGGAUCAUCUUCGCCAAGUCCAUGGUGAUCACCCUGAAGCAAGAGCUGAUGAUAAACCAUGACAAGACCAUCGACGGUCGUGGGGCGUCAGUGCACAUUGCAUAUGGCGCAGGCCUCACUAUCCAGUUCGUCCAGAAUGUGAUCAUCCACAACAUCCGCAUCCAUCAUAUCUUGCCCAAACCAGGCGGCUUGGUGAGGGACUCUGUGUCUCACAUUGGCCUCAGAACCAUGAGCGAUGGAGACGCCAUCUCCAUCUACGGUUCCAACCAUGUAUGGAUUGACCAUGUCAGUAUGGCCAAAUGCAGUGAUGGUCUCAUUGAUGCCAUCAUGGCUUCCACUGCCAUCACCAUUUCUAAUUGCAAGUUCAAUCACCACAAUGAUGGGCGAGUGAUUCUUUCUCUGAAGACUCGGUAAUGCAAGUGACAGUAGCAUUCAAUCGGUUCGGGAGGGGACUGAUCCAGAGGAUGCCAAGGUGCCGAUGGGGGUUCUUCCACGUGGUGAACAAUGACUAUGCUCAAUGGGAGAUGUACGCGAUUGGCGGGAGCUCAAGCCCCACAAUAGUGAGCCAGGGCAACCGCUUCAAGGCCUCCGACAACCCUUUCACCAAGGAAGUGACCAAGAGAGAUUACGCUCCUCAGUCCCAAUGGAGUCACUGGCAGUGGAGAUCAGAGGGUGACUUAUUCUUGAAUGGGGCAUACUUUGUUGAAUCCGGUGAGGAGUUGAAGCGUACUCCAUUGACCAAGAGCAGUCAAAUCAUGUACAAACCCGGAUCUUAAGUUGGACGCCUUACCCGCAAGGCUGGUAUGAUCAACUGCAAGAUCCAUACACCUUGCUAAAUACCUACCUAUGCAUGCAAUGCAUGUACCAAUAAUUUUAUUCCAUAUGGCCGAAUCAACCUUGCAUCACAUGUGUUGGAUAUAUGACCGACACACACACAUGGCAAAUGGAGCUAAUAUUGUAUUUCAUUUUCAUCUAAUUUUCCUAUUUACUUUGCUUUGCUUGGAUUACCUGCAUAAAAACACAACACUUAUACUUCUCUUGUUUUAGUUGUCACACUUCUAUAUUCACAUUUUCCAAUGCACAACUUUCACCAAUAAUACAUUGAAUUACUC